AUGAGUUCUUGCAGCAACAUCUGUGGGUCCAAGCAGGCACAAGCUGCUACUGAGGGUGGGUACCAGCGCUACGGAGUCCGGUCCUACCUGCACCAGUUUUAUGAGGACUGUACCACCUCGAUCUGGGAGUAUGAGGAUGAUUUCCAGAUCCAGAGAUCACCUAACAGGUGGAGCUCAGUAUUCUGGAAGGUCGGACUCAUCUCUGGCACAGUCUUCGUGAUUCUUGGAUUGACUGUUCUGGCAGUGGGCUUUCUUGUGCCCCCCAAAAUCGAAGCCUUUGGCGAAGCCGAUUUUGUGGUGGUUGACACUCAUGCUGUCCAGUUUAAUGGAGCCCUUGACAUGUGCAAGCUGGCAGGAGCCGUUCUCUUCUGCAUUGGGGGCACGUCCAUGGCAGGGUGCCUGCUGAUGUCGGUGUUCGCAAAAAGCUACUCCAAAGAAGAGAAAUUCCUUCAGCAGAAGUUUAAAGAGCGAAUAGCAGACAUCAAGGCCCACACCCAGCCCGUUACAAAAGCUCCGGGCCCGGGGGAAACGAAGAUUCCAGUCACGUUGACCAGGGUUCAAAAUGUCCAGCCUAUAGCAGCAACCUGA
This is a messenger RNA of Equus quagga, 588 nucleotides long. RefSeq names its product neurensin 1 (gene NRSN1). The record is from RefSeq and is a predicted model, not a curated record. Gene Ontology annotation, cellular component: transport vesicle; neuronal cell body; neuron projection. The transcript has 2 exons. Bases 1 to 588 code for a protein of 195 amino acids. NCBI's taxonomy places the organism in Eukaryota, Metazoa, Chordata, Mammalia, Perissodactyla, Equidae. Gene Ontology annotation, biological process: nervous system development.